CCGAGACCACCGAGAGCUAAUAAGGUACUUGAUUUAAGUGAUUCUACAACCCUUUACACGGUGCAAACCGUGUUGAACCGAGGUACCGUUUAGAUAGGUAAGGUCGGGUUCCAUCUACCAAGAACCUAAUCAUCACAUCUAGGUAGGUUGUCUGCGUAUAUUUUGUGUCACUGACCUCGCGGAGCUAGGCAGUGAUCACCUUAUUUCGGUGUUGUUCCCCAACCACGGGACUGAUUCAAAUCCCCUCCCGUUUUCAGGAUUGUGCACUACUGUCACCAAUUAUCUCGUUGCAAGUGGAAAGAUUAUGGGGGAUCGAUAUUCCAGCAGGGACGAGGCAAAGCGUCAAGGGAAGAAGCCGCAGUCGGGCCCGGACCAGGCAGGGAACUCAGAGGUCAUCCCUGAUGAGUCAGUAAUAGGCCGAAUCACAAGCUCAGCAGCUGGGCUCGCGGGUGCCGUUUUGGGUGGCCCGUCCAGCAAUGCUGCCCUCGCCGCGUCCUUGUCUGGAGAGAAAGGCCAGGCCUCCACGGCGAAUGACAGCGCACAACGAGUGGGCGAGAGCUCGGUCCAGUGGCAGCCGGGGCCAUCGAGGGUGGCAUCCUUCCGACCAAGCCAAUCUCAGGCCCAUGUCGCAGCGGAAGAGGCAGCGUUUGCAAGCUUCCUAGACAAUGAUGGAAACAUACUUCAGGCUGCAGAGCCGACCGAUGCAAUGGACAGGGCUUGGCAGCCACGCGAAGCCAUGCCUAACAGUGGCGAUUCGGCCGGUGACCUUAACGCUUACAGCUCCGUCACCGAGCAGCAGAAACACGAUGGGCAAGCAGUUGUAACUCUCUUGUCAGAGGGCGGCGACGCGAUAUUCCCUGGCGAGAUUGAGGACGAAUCGAUGACACCACAAGAAAGUGAAGGUCUUCGCCGAGCGUUAUUUGGGGAUGCCCCUGAUGCGGCAGUGCCCUCGGAAGAAUGGGAUAACGUCCUAAACUUCGUGCCCGAAUAUCUUCGACUGGGGGUGAAUGCGAGAUAUUGGGAAGACGUGCCAUCAAAUAGCCAAAAGGAGAGGGAAACUUCUGUGCACGUGGGAGUCUCCGAUCCAGGUCAGGCGUGGCAGGUUUGGGUUGGACAAUGGUCCGACGUCCUCACCAGGUACACCGACGAGGUCUGGGGUGAUCUCAGUUCUCUGGUCGAACAAGCUCGCUCAGAGGUCGCGCAGCUGGACGACGCAAAGCCCGAGGACUCUCCUCCCCAAACCAAAGCGCUCAGGAGACUUAGGGCCAUUCUUGGGCAUUUACGGGGUCAGCAGAGCAGUUGACCCAUGCGAAGAGGCCACGGCAAAAUCGUGGCCUAG
Molecule: messenger RNA, 1339 nt
Organism: Phialemonium atrogriseum
Lineage: Eukaryota; Fungi; Ascomycota; Sordariomycetes; Cephalothecales; Cephalothecaceae
Exons: 1
Coding region: 305-1303 (332 amino acids)
Source: RefSeq, a predicted model, not a curated record